Oryzias latipes (Japanese medaka) is the source of this 1333-nucleotide messenger RNA. Its product is annotated as guanine nucleotide-binding protein G(o) subunit alpha. Gene Ontology annotation, biological process: adenylate cyclase-modulating G protein-coupled receptor signaling pathway. Gene Ontology annotation, molecular function: G-protein beta/gamma-subunit complex binding; GTPase activity; G protein-coupled receptor binding. Gene Ontology annotation, cellular component: cytoplasm; heterotrimeric G-protein complex. Lineage: Eukaryota; Metazoa; Chordata; Actinopteri; Beloniformes; Adrianichthyidae. The record is from RefSeq and is a predicted model, not a curated record.
UCAGUUUCCAGGUUUUGCUGCUUUGAAAGUGUAACAAAGAUGAAGUGAAGACAUCCUAAAAUUAUCAUCUGUGGACUAUUUCCACUGGAAAAUAAAGGACAAGGCAGGCAUUAAAGUAAACAGCACUGACAGGAUGUUUUGUUGUUUGAACGUGUUCCCACUGCAGAUCUGCAUGGGAAUGUGCCCGGACAUCUCAGAGGAGGAUAAAAGAGCAAAGAUUCAAAGCAGCAAAAUAGAACAAGCCCUUAAUGAGCAUGCCAGAGCUGAGAUAAACACAGUGAAAAUCCUUUUACUCGGUGCUGCAGAGAGUGGAAAAAGUACAGUGAUCAAACAGAUCAAGAUAAUCCACAGCAAUGGUUUUUCCAAAGAGGAGCUCUCUAGUUUCAAGCCCGCAGUAUUGGACAAUCUGCUAACCUCAAUGAAGAUUGUUUUACGAGGAAUGGGAAAGCUGAGGAUCAAUCUUGCAAAUCAAAAGAACAAGGUGCAUGCAUGCUCCAUUUUGUCCUGCAGCCAGUGCUUGGGCGAGGACCAAGAGCUGCACCCCUUCAUCGCUCAUGCUUUCUGUGCACUGUGGGCCGACCUAGGGGUGAAGGUGGCGGCAGCCAGAGGUUACGAGUUCCAGCUGAACGACUCUGCACUUUACUUUUUUGAAAACAUCAGUCGCAUCAUCGCUCCCAAUUAUGUUCCUACUGAGACGGAUGUUCUGCGAGUCAGAGUGCGGACUUGUGGGAUCAUUGAAACACAGUUUCAAGUUAAUGAAAUGACAUUUCGGUUGUAUGAUGUUGGUGGUCAGCGAGGUGAAAGAAGGAAGUGGCUGAACUGCUUUGACUCCGUUCAUGCUGUGCUGUUUGUUGUGGCCCUCAGCAGCUUUGAUUUGAAGUUGAUGGAGGAUCCUUCAGUGAGUCGGCUUCAGGAAAGUCUUCAGCUUUUUUCAUCGGUCUGCACCAACACACUCUUUCAGAAAAUCUCCCUGAUUUUAUUCCUGAACAAAAUGGAUCUUUUCCAUAAGAAAAUCCUACAUUCUGGAAGACACUUGAGAUUUUACCUUUCUAGCUAUAAAGGAGCUGAUGGUGAUGUGGAUGCUGCUGCCUGUCACAUCACAGAUUUGUUUUUUGCAUGUAACAAUUUUGACAGGCCAAUUUACCACCACUUCACCACCGCCACAAACACUGCAAACGUACAGGUGGUCCUCCAUGUGGUCCUUAAUCAGAUUAUCGAGGGGAAUCUUGCAGCUUUCCAGCCGUUUUAGGUCUCACAGCUUUUAUUCAUUUAUUUAUUCAUAAUUUGCCUUUUUAAAAUUUUUCAUCUCUUUGUUUUUAUUAAAAAUUUGUCA